This is a messenger RNA of Carcharodon carcharias (great white shark), 2156 nucleotides long. It is a transcript of the gene gp9, whose product is annotated as glycoprotein IX (platelet). The transcript has 2 exons. NCBI's taxonomy places the organism in Eukaryota, Metazoa, Chordata, Chondrichthyes, Lamniformes, Lamnidae. Gene Ontology annotation, molecular function: protein binding. Bases 94 to 714 code for a protein of 206 amino acids. The record is from RefSeq and is a predicted model, not a curated record.
UGUUUACUCACUCUGAAGUCCAGUUUUUCUGUGUGUUUUUUUUCACUUGUUACUCAGUCUUGAGACUUUAUUGAACCAUCAAGUCAAAUAAAAAUGACCCUGCACAGUGAGCACAAGAUGUCGACCUCUGCUGGGGUAGCAUUACUUUUCUUGCUCAAUUUGCCAAGUGUCAAGUUGUGCCCAGUAUCUUGCCAAUGCACAGAACUCGGUGACCAGGGCCUCAAAGUUGACUGCAGCUCAAAGCAUCUGAAGGAAGUUCCUGGUCUCCCUGGAAACACAGUUGAGCUUUACCUACAGAACAACUAUUUAACCACAAUUGCUCCAGGCAUGUUUGACAAGCUUCAGAACCUGAGGAAGGUCAACCUCUCCAACAACCCAUGGGAAUGUGAUUGCCAUAUUACAUAUCUCAAACACUGGCUAGAAGACCAACAGCUCAAUUCUAAUCCGUCAGUCUAUUGUUCUACUCCUGUUUUAAUUAAUGGUAAACAGCUACUGAACCUAACAGGGAAUGAGUAUGUUGUUUGUACCAGCCAUGAAUUAAUCCAAUGUAAACAACUUCUUUACAGAAGUAUUUGGCUGGUUGCUGCAUUUUUGCUUGUUUUUAUUUUGUUGCUGUGCACAGUCUGCAUUGCAAAGCACUUGAACUUCUGGAUUUUUAUGACAGGUUCUUACUUUCUGCCAGAAAGCCCUAGAAGCAGAUUAAAAGGUCAUUAGAAAAAUCUAACAGAUUUGACUAACAGUGCAUUCCCACAGCGUUUGCCCUAAAAUUCUCUGUAAAGCAAUGCCACUACUGACAGAGUCCCCUGCAUCCAGGAGUUUCAGUGCUAGUCUGUUGACAAUUAAAUGGUUGGAGUGUUUUUGCAGUAAUGGCAGAGGUAAUUCUGAAGUCGAGGGAAAUUAAAAGUCUGGAGCAUUGUAAACUGGGCUGUCGAGUUGCUAUCACUUGUAUUACACCAAUACACAAAACCAACAUUACCAUCCAAUAUAUUCCUUUAAAUUUUCUUCCCUUCUUUUUAGGUCUCUGCUUAACAGCACAACUAGCAAAUAAUUAAUUGACACAGUAUUAAUUGCUUUUGCUGAUCCAGCAAAUCCAGAUCUCUACGGUCAGAACUUUUAAUUCAGCAUGUGGGACGUGCCCAACCCGACCAGAUGUGAAACCGCGUGAGAUGACAUCGGGCAAGCAUCCCAACCUUGUCAUGUGCUCGCGCAAUAUUUUGGGUCGGUGGGUGUGAGCAAAAGUUGGAAGUGUGCUUGCCGACAAUUAAAAGGUCAAUUAGUGUAAUUAAUGUUGCAAUUGUCUCCAAUUUUUCGUGGUCCAUCCAACCUUAUGGUUGGCAGACGGGUGAAUUGGCCAGGCGGACUUUGCGUUUUCCAUGAAACCCCGUCCAAGGGCAGGAUGAGGUUUCUGUUAUUAAAUUAAAAAAAGGUCUAUGGACAGCAUUUUUAUCAUGUAUAUGUUCAGGUGAUUGUGAUGCUUGGACAUUUUUCUCCUGAUUUUAAAAACUUUAUUUAAUUGUUUUCAAGCCUUCAGCUCCUUGAGGCAGCUCUCUGCCUUCAGGGAGCUUUCAUUCAGUGCUCGCCCGUCGUUGGGGGCUGAUUGCAGUCAGCGGUCCAUUCCCCGGCUGAUCCAAUCCGGCAUGCUGACCUAAAAAUCCUGCCCUAUUACUCCGAAAUCACAUACUGAAGCCCUCAAGUUCUGUGAUCACAGUCUAUGUUAAAUAAUCUGCUUUUGGCUGCAAAAUCAAGUUGCUCACAAUUUCAAUGACCCAAAUCAUAUUCCUUCUUAAUCAUCAUUUUCCUCUAUAUUGAAAUCAAUUUUUGUAUUUAAAAGUGCACUUUGAAUUGAAGUGGCUCAAUACACAUUCGUGCCCAUGGUCUUUUAUGUAGUUUGGAGUUGAUUGUCUAUAUGCCUCGUCCUGUUCAGGACAGAAAAGAAGGAAAAUAAUGAGGGUCAAGUAAAUAUUCAGUGAUUUUUUUUCCCCUAUUUACAAAUGAUAAAUUUCUCCUGUCAAAUAUCAGAAUUUGAGAAACAAUAAGCAUGUUUCACCUGCAGUUUUUUUUAAAUAACUAACAAUAACAUUGCUGUGCUUUUCAUGCUGAUAGAAAAUUACAAUCGUAUUGCAACUGUAAAGAAAUAAAUGUUUUAAAAUACUAAA